Molecule: messenger RNA, 725 nt
Organism: Emiliania huxleyi CCMP1516
Lineage: Eukaryota; Haptophyta; Isochrysidales; Noelaerhabdaceae
Exons: 1
Source: RefSeq, a predicted model, not a curated record
CGCGACGUCAUCGCCUUUGACCACCGUGGCAUCGGCGGCUCGCCCGCGCCGGCCGGCCCGUACAGCAUACCGAUGCUCGCCAGGGACGCGCUCGCGGUGAUGGACAGCGCGGGAGUGGAUCGCGCGGCGGUCCUCGGCAUCUCGAUGGGAGGCAUGGUCGCUCAAGAGAUGGCCAUCACGGCGCCGGCUCGCGUCAGCGGCCUCGUCCUCGGCUGCACCAUGCACGGCGGCAAGGAGGCGCACCCCCCGCCGGCCUCGUUCUUCGAGACGUGCUCCGGCCUCGCGGACGGCGAGCCGGCGGCGACCGACGCGUUCCUGCGCGCGAUGCUCCCGCCGAGCGCGCUCGAGGGGCCGGCGGGCGAGCGGCUGCUCGCGCAGUUCCACGCCUCCUUUGUGCAGCAGCGGCGCGACGCAGAGGGUCUAAGCGGACAGCUCGCGGCGAUGAUGCGCUUCAACUCGACCAAGCGGCUUGGAUCUCUCGGGGACUGCCCCACGCUGGUCGUGACGGGCUCGGACGACGUCGUCGUGCCGCCCGCCAACGCCGCCUCGAUCGCGAAGAAGGUGCCCGGCGCUGAGCUCCUCACGUGGCCCGACGCCGGCCACUUUUGGUGGCAGCAUCGCACCGUCGAGGUGUGCGAACGGAUCGCGCGCUUCCUGCUCGAGCGGUGUGAUCGGUGACGGUCCUGUGUCCAUUCAAUACGGUAAUAAAACGGGCGCCUCGCUUG